Messenger RNA from Fusarium graminearum PH-1, 978 nucleotides. RefSeq lists its product as uncharacterized. Gene Ontology annotation, molecular function: protein binding. The record is from RefSeq and is a predicted model, not a curated record. The transcript is spliced from 4 exons. Lineage: Eukaryota; Fungi; Ascomycota; Sordariomycetes; Hypocreales; Nectriaceae. Bases 1 to 978 code for a protein of 325 amino acids.
AUGGACAAAAUUCCACAAGAGUGCCGCGGCAUGAUCAGCUCCUUUCUCACCAAAAAGGAUCGCCUGAAUCUUUCGUUGACCUGCAAAAAGUUCUACAACUACUUUGACUCAACCAAUUGGAGAGAGGUCAAAUUUUGCGGCUAUAUCGAUCGUCUCUCUCCCAUCUUCAAGUUCUUUCUUAAUGAGAAGUAUAGCGAGAAACAUGAGCGUAUAAGAAAGGUGACUAUUCACAUGAAGGGUUGGAGCAAGUCUUACCCAUCAUCUGCCGACCCUAUUAAGCUCCUUGUCGACAGUCUCUCGAAGAUGGUCGAAGUCAAGGAGAUUAUUCUGUAUGAUGAGAGACGCUUUUGUCUUCCUAUAAAUGGUGCUCAAUUCGCUCGUAUUCUGACUGGAACCCCUCGAUGGAAUACGGUCACAACACUCUGCCUGGAAUUGGCUGAAGAAUACAUAGAUGGGGUACAUCAAACCGUGAAGGAUUUCCCUGGUCUCAAGCAUCUGUACAUUCAUGGAUUCCGCCUACUCAAACAUUGUAAACGCCUGGGGCCCCUUGACGAACCCCUCCAUCAAUGCUACUGGGACUUCGACAGCGAUGUUGAUAGGCUCUGUCAAGCGUUGAACAGUUCUAAUGUCGAGCAUUUUGCCAUCAGUCUUAAUUUAGACUGCUUUGACGAUGAGUUUCUAGCCCUUUUCAUCGCCAUAGGUGUACAAGGACAAUCAGAAGCCGAAUGUGAGCACCUAUUUGACGAAAAUGACUAUGUCGACGACAGUCUUGGUUUCGACAAAGAUGAUCUCGUCCAGUGGAAUGUCAAUCUUACCAACCGCAUCAUCAGCGCUUGCCCAAACUUGCGUACAGUGAGGGUAUACUACGAACCCAGCGGUCAAUGCUAUUGUCCCGCUUGUAGACGCGGACUUGGAGCUUAUGUCUAUGGCUACCGCCUUGAUAAUGGAGGGACGUUCACCGAGUUACGCGAGGAAUAG